GAUGCAUGGAACGUGGCAUGGCCGUAAAAGAUGAAAAGCAACAACUUAAUCCCCCCUGAUCCAGGCUGGGAGAUGUGGCAACACUCUUGCCCAAAUGAGGAGAGCAUUGGCUUCAUCUCUGCGUAGGGAAGAGGGAGAUGACCCCACUUCCAGAGCUGCAGGACAAAUCCUGCUCUCACCAGGGCAAUUUGCAACUCUCAAACCCACUUUGUCUAGUGCUGGUGUACAGCAGCCUCAGUGGAAUUUUAAAUUCCUGCAUAAUGCAGGUUGCAAUGGUAGUUAACACCAAGAAGUAAUUUUGCAAACAAACCAUAAAAUAAGGCCCGAUUAUGGGCAAGAGCUCUCCCCCCACCAAGGCCUGGAUGCAGCCAAGUGUCUAAGCUGUUAACCUCCAGCUACAAUAAUUCCAUUUUUACCAAAAAGUGGGAAGUCUAAAUGUUUUAAGAGGAAUUUUCAGUAGGUGAGCGCCAUUCCUGUUUUGCUGAUGUCCCUAAUUUUCUCUUACCGAAUGUGUCUGGCGGGGAAUUACAGUCCCAACCCACUGUGCAAGAAGCAGAGGAAAGGCACAGCAGGCGCUGACUGUGGCCCCAGGCGAUGUGACAUUCAGGGUCACAAAGGGACCAGUGCCCUCCACCAGCCCCACAGCACCAGCACCCUGCCUGGAUCCUGCUGUGAGCCCCCCACACCUCCCUCCUGCAGCCAGGAGAGAAGGUGGUCCCCACUAAGGGGUCCCUGCCAAACCUUUUCUUCCCUGCAAAGCUGUUGCAAAUGCUGUGUCCUGGGGCAGCUUUUUAUACCUCUGUUGAUGUCCUGCCACACCAGCGCUUUCCAUGGCUUAUUAAUUAACUCCCACCCACUCUGGGAAACACCUAGCCACUCCCUGUGUCCUCACCUACCCAUUUAUAGCCGGGAGGGGAUGCUAGAAAUAGGUGCGUGGGCACUAAGAGGCAGAGGAGAUGAAAAGGGUGCUGGAAUCGAUUUGCAAAUGAGACAUUUCCCAGCUCGAAGCAGCAUGAAAAGCCCUGGGUGCACUCCAAGGCAUAUCAGAUGUCUCAUCAUUUUCAGCCUUUUGCUGGGACUCGUCUUCCUGUCAGGAUUCUUCCACAUGAAGGAUAAGGAUUACGGAAUCUUCAACAGCCACGAGGACCAAACUGUCGCCUUCCUGCAGAGCCUCAAACAGCCACUGCUGACCCCUCCCACGCCGUGCCAUGCCAAGACAAACGUCAUGUUCCUCAAGACCCACAAGACAGCCAGCAGCACCGUGCUCAACAUCAUGUUUAGGUUUGCAGAGAGGUACAACCUCACCGUCGCCCUCCCUGCUGGCCAGCUCUUCCACCUCGGCUACCCGAGGAUUUUCAGGGCCCACUUUGUGGAGGAUUUUGAACUCAUAGGCCAGAACUACAACAUCAUGUGCAACCACCUGCGGUUUAACCCCUCGGAGGUGCAAAAGGUGAUGGCACCCAACACCUUCUACUUCUCCAUCCUGAGGAACCCCAUUCCUCUACUGGAGUCUUCCUACAUCUACUACAAGAAUGAUGUCCCUGCCUUCAGGAGCUCCAAGGACGUGAACGAGUACCUGGCGUCACCCACGAGGUAUUACCACCCAGCGGAUUACAGGCAGAACAUCUACGCCAGGAAUAUUAUGUGGUUUGACUUUGGCUACGACAACAACGCAGAGGAUGACACAAAGUACACCCAGGCCAUCCUCGAGGAGAUCGAGCAGAACUUCCACCUCAUCCUUAUAGCGGACUACUUUGAUGAGUCCAUGAUCCUCUUGAAGCACACUUUGUGCUGGGAUCUGGAUGAUGUGAUUUACUUCAAGCUCAAUUCCAGAAGUCAGGACACUGUCCAGACUUUGACUCCAGAAAGUGAGGAGCGGAUAAAAGCGUGGUGCUCACUGGACUGGAAGCUCUACCUGCACUUCAACCAGAGCUUCUGGAGGAGAAUUGAGGAGACCAUAGGGCUGGAGGUGCUGGAGAAGGAGGUGGAUCACCUGCGAACCAGACAGAAGGAGCUCAUGGAGACCUGUCUCUUGGAGCAGGAGCCAGUGGGGAAGGGUCACAUCAGGAACAAAGCUCUCCAGCCUUACCAGUCAGGAGCUGCAGAUAUCCUGGGGUACAACCUCAGACAGGACUUGGACAACAGGACUCUGAGAACCUGCCAGAAAAUGGUCAUUCCAGAGCUCCAGUACACAUCCUACCUUUACACUGUCCAACACCCGCACAAGAAGGGGAAGCAGCUGGGGUUGCCAUUACCAUGGACCAGUCUCCAGGAGAGGAUGCAGCUCCCAAAUACCAACUAGGACACGUGACAACCCACUGUGGCUUCCCACUGCUUUGCAUCACCCCAUGUCUGGCAUGUGACUGACCCACACAAGACAGGACUCUUGUACGUGAGGGGGAGGCAGUGGGGGCUUUGUUCAGGGUCACCGAGUUGGUGGUUGGUCCCUUUUUGGGGACCUUGAGCCAAAGGCUCUGCAUUGCUCAGAUCCUGCGUGAUCCUUCCUGCCUGCUCCCAGCUGGGGAGUGCUGGGCAGGCUGCAGCUGGCAUAGACAUUCCAGCUUCUUAAUCAUUAAUCACAGGUGUGAUCAUUUGCCUGCUUUAAUUUCAUUUGAUAUCCAUCACUACAUCCAGUCUGGUCACAGCUCACUGGAGCAA
Molecule: messenger RNA, 2658 nt
Organism: Corapipo altera (White-ruffed manakin)
Lineage: Eukaryota; Metazoa; Chordata; Aves; Passeriformes; Pipridae
Gene: GAL3ST2
Product: galactose-3-O-sulfotransferase 2
Exons: 4
Coding region: 485-2302 (605 amino acids)
Biological process (GO): glycolipid biosynthetic process; glycoprotein biosynthetic process
Cellular component (GO): membrane
Molecular function (GO): galactosylceramide sulfotransferase activity
Source: RefSeq, a predicted model, not a curated record